CUAUUGCUUUGACACUCCCACAUUGGAUAUGAAUAUGGAGAGUUAAAGAUCUUCAGUUCCUUUUUCAAUAAGACAGGAAGAAGAUCUGUGAAAGAGAAUCAUCAUUUAAGUAAGUGAAUGAAGAAGGAUGGCAUCGACUCAGCUUAAGGAAACACAGGAUGCUGCAGUUCAGAUUGACAGAAGAUUGACAGUCAAUGUUGAGAUGAAAGCUGACAGAAGUGCAGCUAUAAAGGCUCCUGUACUUACUGGAAACAUCAUAUCAGGCCCAGUAAACAUCUAUGGCUCAAGCUCUGCAGAGCAACAAGCGUCCUCAGAGACAGCAGGAAAACAUACAGUAAAACAAGAGGACUUAAAGCAUUUUUUGAAAAGUCACAAAGCCAACUUGAAAGACAAGGCUGAACGUAUUUUUGAUGUCAAAAAGGAAGAAGAAACAUAUCUGAAUGAUGUUUACACAGAGCUCUUUAUCACAGAAGGUGAUAUUAAAGGAGUCAAUGAAGAACAUGAGAUUUUACAGAUUGAUGAAGUUUUCAAGAGUAAAAAACAUCAGGACAGACCAAUCCACUGCAAUGAUAUAUUCAGUUCACUGAGACAAAGAACGACAAAUAAAAAGAUUGUACUGACCAAAGGCAUUGCUGGCAUUGGAAAAACUGUCUCUGUAUACAAGUUCAUCUUGGACUGGGCUGAAGGAAAAGCCAAUCAGGAUAUAGACGCCAUGUUCCUGUUUCCAUUUCGAGAGAUUAAUUUGAUUAAAGAUGAAAAUAUCAAUCUCCAGCAGCUUCUAAGUAAAUUUUAUCCUGCUCUGAAAGAUAUGAAUAAAACAAAUCUAUAUAAGAAGUGUAAUCUCGCUUUUAUUUUUGAUGGACUUGAUGAGAGUCGAUUGCCUUUAAAUUUUAAAAUAAAAAAAAUGAAUGAUGUUAAGGAAAGAUCAUCUGUAGAUGAAUUGAUUACAAAUCUGGUCAGAGGUGAUCUGCUUCCAUCAGCUUAUGUCUGGGUGACCUCCCGACCAGCAGCAGCCAAUCAAAUCCCUUCAGAGUUUGUAGGUUUGUUCACAGAGGUGCGAGGAUUCACUGAUCAACAGAAGGAAGAGUACUUCAGAAAGAGAAUAUCAGAUGAGUCUCAGGCCUCCAGAAUUAUCUCACACAUCAAAACAUCUCGUAGUCUUUACAUCAUGUGCCACAUUCCUGUCUUCUGUUGGAUUACAGCUAUUGUUCUUCUGGAAACUCUCACUGAGAACAAGACAAAGGAGAUUCCCACAACACUCACUGAAAUGUACAUUCACUUCCUUAUAAUACAGAUGAACAUGAAGAACAGGAAACAUGAUGAAGACCUUGAAAGAAACUAUGCAAAGCUGUUGAAUUCAAAUAAAACAAAGAUUUUAAAAUUGGCCAAGCUAGCUUUUGAACAACUAAAGAAUGGAAACACAAUGUUUUAUGAGGAAGAGCUGAAAAAGUGUGAUAUUAAUGUCAGUGAAGACACACCUGAGUCCACAGGAAUGCUCACUGAGAUCUUUAAGAAAGAAGCUGGACUUCAUGAGAUGAAGGUCUUUUGCUUUGUACAUCUGAGUGUUCAAGAGUUCCUCGCUGCACUACAUGUGUUCAUGAGCCACCUGAACAAGAACCUGGAGGAGCUUCAGUUUUUCUUCAAUCAUGAAAUUAACUUCUUCUUUAAAAAGCUUCUCAAAAUAGUUUCUCUACAUGCCUUACUGAAGAAUGCUGUUGAUAAAGCAAUAGAGAGUGAAACAGGGCAUUUUGACCUUUUCUUGAGGUUUCUGUUGGGCAUUUCACUGGAAUCCAAUCAGAAACUGCUGAAUGGUUUGUUUAAUGUCACUGUGAACAGCACAAAGAGCAUCACAAUAGUUAAAGAUCACAUUAAACAAUUACAAAAUCACAACAUCCCAGCUGAAACUUCAGUUAAUCUAUAUUACUGCCUACUUGAGCUAAAAGACAAAUCAUUACACGAGGAAAUCCAGCGAUACCUGAGUUCAGGUGAUCAUUUAGGAAGAGAACUCUCAGCUUCAAUGUGUUCAGUGUUGACCUACAUACUGCUGAUGUCAGAUGAGGUGAUGGAUGAGUUCGACAUAAAGAUGUACAAAACGUCACCUGCAAACUACAUGAGACUGAUCCCAGCUGUGAGAUGCUGCAGAAAAGCUAAAUUGACAGACUGUAAUCUCACUGUUGAGUGCUGUAAAAGUUUAUCAAAUGCUCUACAUUCGCCAAAUCAUAUUUUGGAGCUGAACCUGAGUCACAAUAACCUGCAGGAUUCAGGAGUGAAGCUGCUCUUUGAUGGACUGAAGAGCCCAAACUGUAAACUGAAGUUACUGAGAUUAUGUUACUGUAAGUUGACACAGGAAGGCGUUUCUUAUUUGGCUUCAUCUCUGAGGUCAAACCCAUCACACAUAAGAGAUCUGGAUCUGAGCUACAAUAACCCAAGAGUCUCAGGAAUGAAGCUGCUCUCUGAUCUACUGGAAGAUCCAAACUGUAGACUGGAGACACUCAGGUACACGUUUAUAUUUUGUAAUCUUACUGCUGAGUGCUGUGAAAGUUUAUCAGCUGCACUACAAUCAUCAAACUGUCAUCUGAUAGAUCUGAACCUGAGUAACAAUAAACUGAUUCAGGAUUCAGGAGUGAAGCUGAUCUCUGAUGGACUGAAGAGCCCAAACUGUAAACUGCAGACACUGACAUUAUCUGGCUGUAAAGUGACAGAGCAAGGCUUUUGUUAUCUGGCUUUAGCUCUGAGGUCAAACCCAUCACACCUAAUUAAUCUGGAUCUGAGCUUCAAUAACUCAGGAGCCUCAGGAAACGAGCUGCUCUCUGCCCUUGUGAAGGAUCCAAACUGCAGACUGGAGAAUCUUGAAUUGGAUUUUGUGAGAUUGUUCGUAAGCGAAGUUGCUCCACCAAUCUGGGAACAAAUUGGGAACAUAAUUCCAUUUUUUCCCACCAAGUUGUGACACAAUCUCGAACAGGUCAGACAUGGAACAAUAUCUAACAACAACACAAAGCGAGCAACAUAAACGCACUGGAGCAUCAAGUUUUACAGCAGAGAUUCAGAGACAGCAUUUCAUUCAUUUAAAGAAAGUGUAAAAGGUGCUGUGAAAAGUGACAUGGAGAAACAUCUGAGAUAAGAUUUCCAAAUCUAUAAAAAUGAUCAAGGGAAAGAGUGCAGAUAUGUGUCACCAGGUGACUAUGUAGGGCAGGAACAAGAAGUGGCGGAGAAGGGUUCCGCUUGGGUAUGGUUUCCACCCGGACCCGAUUUUAAAGGCACCAUUGUAUUUCCUGGUCUCCCUGACAACAAUAAUCACGAGAAAUGAGCAACAGGUGUGGCGAAUCAGUGGAGCAACCCGUGAUUGGAAGAGGGACUGAAGACAAGCACAUAAAUAGGUCCAAGAAGCACAAAGGGAGAAGAGUUGUGUUCGGGCGGGAGUCCCUUUAUGCCUUGGGCAAAUGUAACCACACGCCCCGUCCCUGGAGGAGCCGAAAGGGCGCCGUUGAUCCGCGAAUCACUUAUGGUGUAAGGAAAGAGUGCGGCUGCCAGAAGAGGCGAAAAGGACGGGGCUGUGGAAAUUAAAGGGACACUACACCGGGUGCUUGUGGUGUACUUUGCAUACGCUGUGUUGCUGCUUUGCAGACGGACCACGCUGGCCGGAUCGUUCUCCUGAGGAGGAGAGAAAGGGGCAGUCAGCUGACGAAGGAAUAUCGAGGAGUUUCAUUAGAGAAAGAGCGGACACAGAGCCAUCAAGAGUGCAGACAAUAGCAGUUGUUGACAACUAAGUGUGAGUAACAGCUGUGGUACUUAUCUGUGCAAUACUUGUACGAGGAGUUGUUUGGUGUGUUCCUUUGUGUUUUUGAGGUCCCUGGCCCCACUGGAGAGGAAAGCGUGGGCGAGCCGUGGGUUGACCGGAAGCACGGACGAAGCACUUGGUAGGAAGCCCCGUUCACCAGUAGAAUAGUGGCCCUGUGGGAAAAAGGAAGCGCAGGUGAGCCAGAGGAGUGAUAAUCAACACGCCGGGCCUGUGAAUAACACACAUCUCACUCUCAUUGGCGGUCCAGCUAUCGCCCAACCAUCCUCUCGAGGUCGUCGUAGCCAGGUGGCAAGGGCGAUCUAAAAACCACGUGAAGUUGUAUAAGAGUGCUGUGGGUGAGUUUCACUGAUUGAUGGUGUUUACGCUUUACUUGCUGUGUGUAUGCUGUGCUUGUAGCGUUCAAACUGCCUAGCCUCAGACGAGUCGCGAGACGACGACAUCCGUUGUGGCCUGGGUCCUAAGGAGAGCGAGAAAAUUGAGCCCUGUGCCCGGGGUGUGUCACCGAGAGCUUCGUUCAUCCAUAGAGCAGACAGUGGUGAAACCCAGUGAGUAUUACCAAGAGUGUACCAUGCGGACUGUGGGUUGUAGCGGUGUGUGUACUGACCUCUCCAACAGAAGCUCGUGGUGAGCGGAGCCCCGAUGAAAGUUCGCCCCAACUCGUGACCCCGGUCGUGGAAGAAGGAGGGGGAGUUUGGGAAGCGUUCGGCUCCGUGCCAUCGGACCCACUAGUCCCUACGACGCCCGGACAGCCUGAGUGAAUGGGCGAAGGAAUGCGGUGCACCAACACUGUAGCGAAAAUCCACUGUUUGCAAGUAAAGCUCUGUGUGCAUGAAGAUCCCCAGUGCUGUGAGUAACAUAACCUGUGAAGUAAAACUGUUCUGUGCUUAUAGCAAUUACCUACCUGUGCAAGUGAAGCUCUGUGUGAGCGAAGAUCCCCAGUGCUGUGAGUAACAUAACCUGUGAAGUAAAACUGUUCUGUGCUUAUAGCAAUUACCUACCUGUGCAAGUGAAAGCUCUGUGUGAGCGAAGGUCCCCAGUGCUGUGAGUAACAUAACCUGUGAAGUAAAACUGUUCUGUGCUUAUAGCAAUUAUCUACCUGUGCAAGUGAAGCUCUGUGUGAAUGAAGAUCCCCAGUGCUGUGGGUAACAUAACCUGUGAAGUGAAACUGUCUGUGCUUAUAGCAAUUACCUACCUGUGCAAGUGAAGCUCUGUGUGAGCGAAGAUCCCCAGUGCUGUGAGUAACAUAACCUGUGAAGUAAAACUGUUCUGUGCUUAUAGCAAUUACCUACCUGUGCAAGUGAAGCUCUGUGUGAGCGAAGAUCCCCAGUGCUGUGAGUAACAUAACCUGUGAGGUAAAACUGUUCUGUGCUUAUAGCAACUAUUUACCUAUGCAAGUGAAGCUCUGUGUGAACGAAGAUCCCCAGUGCUGUGAGUAACAUAACCUGUGAAGUGAAACUGUCUGUGUUUAUAGCAAUUACCUACCUGUGCAAGUGAAGGCUCCGUGUGAAGCGAAGGUCCCCAGUCCCUGUCCCAAGUGGCCCUGGAGGCGAGCAGAAGAACUAUUAGUUUUAAAUUGCCCUUUCCCCUUUCCCUUUUCCCCCUUUCCUUUUUAAAUAUUUAAUAAAGUUUAUUUUAAAUGUA
Messenger RNA from Misgurnus anguillicaudatus (oriental weatherfish), 5440 nucleotides. NCBI's taxonomy places the organism in Eukaryota, Metazoa, Chordata, Actinopteri, Cypriniformes, Cobitidae. The record is from RefSeq and is a predicted model, not a curated record.